Molecule: messenger RNA, 1383 nt
Organism: Trichoderma harzianum CBS 226.95
Lineage: Eukaryota; Fungi; Ascomycota; Sordariomycetes; Hypocreales; Hypocreaceae
Exons: 4
Coding region: 1-1383 (460 amino acids)
Source: RefSeq, a predicted model, not a curated record
AUGGCAGCAACACAACCAAACAUUAUCUUUAUUAUGGCGGAUGAUCAUGCAGCAAAGGCUAUCAGCUGUUACGGCGCCGGAAUAAACGAAACCCCAAAUCUUGAUCGAAUCGCCAAUGAAGGCAUGAGGUUCAACCAUUGUUACGUUACGAAUUCCAUCUGUACACCAAGUCGGGCGGCCAUCAUCACCGGAACUCACAAUCAUGUCAAUGGGGUGUUAACCCUUAACUACAAGAUUAACAAUGUUCUUCCAAUGGUGCAAAAACAUCUGAAGCACGCUGGCUAUCAAACCGCAAUGAUUGGCAAAUGGCAUCUGGGACCUAAUGGCCGACACAUGGAGAGAGGAUAUGUCACCGAUAUCAUCACGGAUAAGACACUCGAUUUCAUUCGUAACCGAGAUACAACAAAGCCAUUCUUUCUCUACCAGGAGGACAUUAAGGUUCCAGAGAGUUUCAACGACGAGUAUAAGAAUCGAGCAAAAGCGGCAGCUGCGGCAAAGAUGCGGGUCACCGAAGAUUUAAGAUACAAUGACCUUGGACUUUGUCAACCCGAAGGCGGAUCAGAAGUUGGCGAGUUGGAUGAGCCAAACUUUCCGCAAAGACCGGAUCGCAAGAUUCCAUUCCCCCAAGAUGUGUCUUCAAUGGUCUUGAUUGACAAACUGACGGGCGAGAAUUUUCGAUUCAAAAAUCAGGAUGAAUUGCGCCACUUCAAGUAUCAGCGAUAUAUGAAGCGAUACUGUCGCACCGUUCACUCUGUUGACGAGAAUGUCGGUCGAAUCUUAGAUUACGUUGACAGUCUUGGUAAAGAAGUGGCAGAUAAUACGAUGAUUAUCUAUACAUCCGAUCAGGGUUUCUUUCUCGGAGAUCACGGAUGGUUUGAUAAGCGCUUUAUCUACGAAGAGUCGUUCCAGAUGCCACUGCUGGUCAAAUAUCCCAAGGAAAUCAAGCCUGGAUCUAUUUGCAAUGACAUCGUAUCAAAUGUCGAUUUCGCGCCUCUUUGGUUGGACUUGGCAAAUUAUCCGAUACCUUCAUAUAUGCAAGGCUUCUCGUUUAGGAAGCUCCUCCGGGGAGAAACACCAGAGAACUGGCAAAAGGUAGCAUAUCAUCGGUAUUGGAUGCACAACGACUCGCCACAUGAAUGCCGGGCUCAUUAUGGUGUCCGAAAUCAGCGCUAUAAAAUUAUAUACUGGUAUAACAAGGACUUCAAGUUGGCAGGCACAAGGCCUGGUGGAGAGCCCCCCGAGUGGGAGCUGUUUGACUGUGAGAAAGAUCCACUAGAGCUUCUCAACCAGUAUCACAAUCCUGAAUUUGCAGUCGUUGUGAAAGAGAUGACUAGGCUACUGGAAGAAAAGAUGGGGGAGAUUGGUGAUGUGUGGGAUCACUAA